GGAACCCCACCCCACCCCCCACCCCCUCUCGCCGCGCCACGCGCGAAUCCGCCGCCUCGCCGGCCGCAGUAGCCACGGCGGCGCGUUCCCCCGCGGUUUGGAGAUGUCUUACGCCUACCUCUUCAAGUACAUCAUCAUCGGGGACACAGGGGUGGGAAAGUCGUGCCUGCUGCUGCAGUUCACCGACAAGCGGUUCCAGCCCGUCCAUGACCUCACCAUCGGCGUCGAGUUCGGCGCCCGGAUGAUCGCCGUCGACAACAAGCCCAUCAAGCUCCAGAUUUGGGACACGGCUGGCCAGGAGUCAUUCAGAUCGAUAACUAGAUCAUACUACAGAGGGGCUGCAGGUGCUCUUUUGGUUUAUGACAUCACAAGGAGGGAGACAUUCAAUCAUCUUGCGAGCUGGCUGGAAGAUGCAAGGCAACACGCAAAUGCUAACAUGGCAAUAAUGCUUGUUGGAAAUAAAUGUGAUCUGUCUCAUAGGCGCGCUGUGAGCUAUGAGGAAGGUGAGCAGUUUGCAAAGGAGCAUGGUCUGAUAUUUAUGGAAGCAUCUGCAAAAACCGCACAAAAUGUUGAGGAGGCUUUUAUCAAGACUGCUGGAACAAUAUACAAGAAAAUUCAAGAUGGUGUCUUUGAUUUAUCAAAUGAGGCUAAUGGAAUCAAACUUGGCUUCACGACCCCUGGCCAAUCUGGAAGUGCUGGUUCCUCGUCUUCUCAAGGGGGUGGCUGCUGCAGUUAGCGAAACCAGGGCGUCUGUCGUGUGUCACAUACCCAAUCUUCUUUUUGUUGAGUGGAAAAUAGUCGCUGCAGUGUUCCGUUGUUUUUAGAUAACGCCAAAAGAUUCAAUUAGAUUCGGUUUACUUGUCAGCUGUGCAUAAACCCUAGUCUCAAUCUUUUCCUGUUUCAUGCCACUCGACAACUAGGAGUUCUUGUUGGUUGCAUGUGUAAUUACAAUAGCAAUGCAUGGUUUGAAUAUCUGAUAGUUUGAUCCGGUUGUUUUUAAUCACCUA
Molecule: messenger RNA, 1007 nt
Organism: Oryza brachyantha (malo sina)
Lineage: Eukaryota; Viridiplantae; Streptophyta; Magnoliopsida; Poales; Poaceae
Product: ras-related protein Rab-2-B
Exons: 6
Coding region: 104-736 (210 amino acids)
Cellular component (GO): Golgi apparatus
Molecular function (GO): GTP binding; GTPase activity
Source: RefSeq, a predicted model, not a curated record